This is a messenger RNA of Monopterus albus (swamp eel), 3371 nucleotides long. It is a transcript of the gene piwil1, whose product is annotated as piwi-like RNA-mediated gene silencing 1. The record is from RefSeq and is a predicted model, not a curated record. NCBI's taxonomy places the organism in Eukaryota, Metazoa, Chordata, Actinopteri, Synbranchiformes, Synbranchidae. Gene Ontology annotation, molecular function: protein binding; RNA binding.
UGCCGCGCUUUUUCUUUUCGUCGCUGAGGCACCUGUAGGAGUCCAAGUAUUUUCGUGUUAUAAGGCGUAUUAAGGAUUUCUUUAAAGGUAUAUAUUGCUUCUGAGUUUCCUAACAGUAUACGCUGGUAUUAACAUGCCGUCCCUGGUCGGCUAGUGGUUAAAGCGCAAGUGUGAUUGAAGUUUAAAUUUAAUCGACUCGGGACUGUGAGCCAACCGUAUUUUAACAGCUCUACAUUUUGAGAACGACUGGAAAUGACUGGCCGGGCAAGACCAAGGACAAGAGCGCGCGGCAGAGCGCGCGGUCAGGAGACUGCCGCACCUGGAGCAAGCCAGGCCGAUGAGCCUGCACCUGCAGAGGCCCCUCCUACAGAGAGUGAGCUGAUUGGUAGAGGGAGGCAGAGAGGUGCUCCAGGACCCUUUUCUGCAGAAGCUCUUCUGCAGAUUUCAGCUGGAUUUCAACAGGUGAAGCUGGGAGAAAGAGGUGGACGCCGCCAGGAUUUUCAUGAUGCAGGGGUUUACACUAGGCAGGCUAUGGAGCAUGUUAAGGAAUCAAAGUCUGGGACAACUGGUUCUGCCAUUCAGUUGAGGGCAAACUUUUUUCGCAUCCUGUCCCGCCCUCAAUGGGUUCUGUACCAGUACCAUGUGGACUUCAAACCACCAAUGGAGUCUCGUCGCAUGAAAAGCGCCCUUCUCUUCCAGCACGAGGAAGCACUUGGCUCAGCACGUAGCUUUGAUGGAGCAAUACUCUUUCUGCCUCGCCGAUUGCACAGCAAGGAGACAGUGCUGUACAGUGAGACAAGGACUGGAGAGAAGGUUCAGAUCAGUGUCACUCUGACAAAUGAACUGCCACCAACAUCACCAGUGUGCAUUCAGUUUUACAACAUCAUAUUCAGAAGGAUCUUGAGGAUUCUGAACAUGCAGCAGAUUGGAAGGGACCAUUUCAACCCAAAUGAUCCACUGAACAUCCCAGCACACAAUCUGACCAUAUGGCCAGGAUUCUCCACUACCAUUUUGAAUUAUGAGUCAGCCGUCAUGCUGUGUACAGAUGUGACCCACAAGGUGAUGCGUAGUGAGACUGUCCUCGACUUUUUAACCAGCCUGAGGCAGAAGCAUACGGGGAGCCAGUUCACUGAGAUGUGCGAAAAGGAGCUUAUUGGACUCAUAGUCCUUACAAAGUACAACAACAAAACCUACAGGAUUGAUGGAAUUGCAUGGGAUCAGUCACCCAUCAACACAUUCUUGAGGGGAAACACUGAAGUUUCCUUCGUGGACUACUACAAGUCUCAAUAUGGCCUGGAGAUCUCUGAUAGGAGUCAGGUGCUGCUCAUCAGCCAUGUGAGGAAGCGGAGUCCUGCUGGAGCCCCUCCUCCUGGCCCAGCCUUGCUCGUCCCAGAGCUGUGCUACCUUACAGGGCUGACUGACCAGAUGCGAAAUGACUUCAAAAUCAUGAAGGACUUGACCAGCCACACUAAACUGGAGCCGGAAGUGAGAGACAGACGCCUCAGCAGUUUUGUCACCAAUAUACGGAGGAAUCGUGAUGCACAGGCAGAGUUGGAUAAGUGGGGACUGAGCUUUGAUGACCAACUCUUGAACCUGACUGGCAGAGUCCUCCAAACAGAAAAGAUUUUCCAGGCAUCAAGAUCGUAUGACUACGAUCUCCGGACAGCUGACUGGAGCAGACAGAUGCGUGGGAUACCUCUGACCAAAUGUCCUCCACUGAAUAACUGGCUCAUGUUUUACACCCGUCGUAACAGCACCGAAGCGCAGUCCCUCCUGCAAACCCUCGACAAAGUCUCAGGUCCACUCGGUGUCCGCAUGCAGAGAGCUGUCAUGAUCGAGUAUGAGGAUCAUCCGGAGGCUCUCAUCAGAGCCCUGCAGCACAAUGUUGGGUCACAAAUGGACAUGGUGGUGGUGAUCCUCUCCAGUAGCAGACAGGACAAGUACAGCGGUGUCAAGAAGUACCUCUGUGUGGAUUGCCCCACACCCAGCCAGUGUGUGUUGGCUCGUACCCUGAGCCGACCUCAGACACUCAUGAGUGUGGCUACAAAGAUUCUGCUGCAGAUGGCUUGCAAGAUGGGAGGAGAGCUCUGGAGCGUGGAGAUUCCUCUUAAACAGCUGAUGGUUGUGGGCAUUGACUGCUACCAUGACACUGCUGCUGGGAAAAGGUCCAUUGGAGCUCUAGUGGCCAGCCUCAAUCAGACCAUGACCAGGUGGUUCUCCAAGUGUGUGCUGCAGCGCAAAGGUCAGGAAAUCAUGGAUGGUCUGCGGAUGGCCUUGAGUGCUGCACUAAAGGACUAUCAUAAGUUCAACAGCUGCCUUCCUUCACGCAUCAUUGUGUACCGAGAUGGGGUGGGAGUUGGCCAGCUGCAUAGUGUGGUCGACCAUGAGGUUGCACAGAUCAUGGAAUCCAUCAAGUCUAUGGGAGAUGAAUAUCUGCCCAGGCUGAGUGUGGUGGUGGUGACGAAGCGUAUUGCCACCAGGGUCUUUGCCAACAUCGGUGGCAAGGUGUCCAACCCUCCCACAGGCACCAUCAUUGACUCGAAGGUCACUCGUCCAGAGUGGUAUGACUUCUACAUCGUAAGCCAGGCUGUCCGUGAAGGAUGCAUCGCCCCAACCCACUACAAUGUCGUGUAUGACACUAGCGGACUGAAGCCUGAUCAUAUGCAGCGGCUUACUUACAAGCUGUGCCACAUGUACUACAACUGGCAGGGGAUCAUCCGAGUGCCUGCUCCCUGCCAGUACGCUCACAAGUUGGCUUUCCUUGUGGGUCAGAGUAUCCACAAGGAGCCCAGUCUGCAACUGGAUGAGCUGCUCUUCUACUUGUGAGGAUGAAAAAUGAGCAAAUAGUUCAGUUCUGUUUCUGUUACUUUGUGAUAGCACAUUCAAUCUAAUGCAAUGACUCAACCCUGAUUUAUGGUUCUGUGUUGAAUCUAGGCAGAGCCCAACACCGUAGGCUAUGCGGGUUGCAGCGUAGGGUAUGAGGCUACAAAUUACCUGUGCUGCAAGUGCAGCAUAGAUUCAGUGCAGAACCAUAAAUCAAGCCUAAGGCUAUGUACACAUUGCAGGCUUUAAAUUCCCAGUUUGAUUUGUCAAUUUGAUGUUAGUUCAUAUUUGUGCCACGUUGUUUUUGAAUUAAAUAUUUCAGUGGUAUGCAAAUGUUAAUGCAAAUAUAAGUUGUUGUCAGUGCAAAUAUAAGUUGGGUUUUGCCUUUUAAAGGAAAAUGUUGCAGUAAAUGAUGUUCAUAUUGUAGGGGAACCUAUAGUACAACUUUGUUUUAACACAAGUGCUUUGAUUGGUACAGUGUAGCAGAGGUUCUCCAUAGAGGGUGGUAAAACUGUUGAAAUGGUUCUAAUAAACAUUUUUGUUUGUCA